Molecule: messenger RNA, 2006 nt
Organism: Selaginella moellendorffii
Lineage: Eukaryota; Viridiplantae; Streptophyta; Lycopodiopsida; Selaginellales; Selaginellaceae
Exons: 8
Coding region: 34-1881 (615 amino acids)
Source: RefSeq, a predicted model, not a curated record
AAUGGCAGGUGGAAGCUUGAUCGUGUUCCAUGGAUGGAGUAUCUCGACGCGCUACAAACCCUAGCGUCUUGCUCGUCGCCAGCGCCUGCUAGUGCCAUCGCGAGGCGUAACCUGAGGUGCGUAUCCAGCAGGGGACGACGAUCGCCGGCUUCGAUCCGGCUCCAUUUGGUGGAAUUCCAGCAAUCUCUCCAGCGAUCUCGCAUCGUAGCUGCGGUGUUCUUGUCAUCUGAGGUGCGCGCUACUGCGCGGCCAAGGCGCGGCGGCCGCAGGAAGAAGGCGGAGUCGCAGGAUGGAGAUGUGGAGCUCGAGAUUUUCAAGUUUAUGGAGCAAUCGGGAAAACCUAAUACGUUCCCGACCAAGGAAGAACUCUUCGCUGCUGGUCGUGGCGAUCUAGUGGAAGCUGCUGUUAGGAAAGGGGGCUGGCUGACAGUAGGAUGGGAUUUCCAAAGGCCAUCCUCGUCUGGGAGCGAUCUGACCCAAGAAAAAUUCGAAAUUCACGUCAAUGGUUCGAGGAAAAAGAAGGAUCGAGCUUCGAAAAAUGGAUCAAGUGAUAGUGAUGAGCAGCAUUUGAUGCGGUUGAAUGGCCAAACCAGCCAAAGUUUUCCUGCAAAGGGAAUUUUAGUCCAUGGAAGCAAUCCGGUAGAAUCAAGCUGCCCCGCAAAUGAUGGACCUUCUUACAUACGAAAUGGAAAGGGUAGGAGACAUCCCAGAAAAACAACGAGCACGCUGGCUGAAAUUGACAAAGCUACUACCAAUGGCCCAGAACUAAAUGCCGAGGCCAGCCAUGAGCACUGGAGAAGAAAGCGCAGGAAAAAAACGACGUCCAUCGCAGCUGAUGAUAGUACCAGCGUGAAGAAUGCCUUGAGUUGGAUACACGACAUGGUUCAAAAAAGGGAGCAGUGGAUUUUGGAAUCAAGAUCGAGACCUUCGAAACUAAGGUCAUCGGAAACCCCUCCAGCUGAUAUUACUCCUGCAGAACCAGAGUCUUCGCCACUAUCAAGGAGCGAUGACAGCAGAGUAUCGCGAAGCUCGUCUCGAAUUUUUUCAGCGGAGUCACCAGCAAGGGGUUCUUUGAAAGGAACUUCGUUGAGACCAUUUUCGAGGGUACCGUCAAGCACGACAGAAAGUCCUGAAACGUCCGCAAGAUCACUCACUUCCAGCAGCCCAUCAAAAACCGGACAGGACAUACGAACUCCAGCUCCAUUGACAAGAACUUCAUCCAGAGUAUACUCAACUGGAGCUUCAGCUUUGUCCAAGAAAUCUUCAUCUUCUGCUGCAAGCUUUUCUUCUACCACAGAGACCGGCGGCUCAAAUUCUUUCAACUUUCGAUUGCAGAAGCUGGAAACAAAGCUGCUUGCCACUCGCGCAGCGCUAAAAUCCGGGCGCGCCACAUUGUUGAAAGGAGAAGACAAGCUUUUGCAGGUACAACGAAAAACUAGCGAAGAUCUUGCAAAAGCCGCGGACUCUUUGGAAUUCAAGGAGACCGAGAUCAUGCAAACCCGUGCGGAGCUCCGGAGAACUCGCGCUCAAGUAACUGCAAUGCAAGCGAAGAUGGCUCUGGAGCUCUCGGAAGCUCGCAAAGCAGCUGAUGAGAAACAAGUGCUACUCGACAGAGCAGAGAACGCGUUAAAGAUGAUGCGAUUUGUACGCAUUGUUUGGCCCAAUGCUGCGUCGCACGUCCUCCUUACAGGCUCCUUCGACGGUUGGACAAACAAGAUCAAGAUGGAAAAAUCUGGUGCUGGAGUCUUUGUGACGGCUCUACAUUUGUAUCCUGGCCGCUACGAGGUAAAGUUUAUAGUGGACGGAACAUGGCGAGUAGAUCCAUGCCGUCCAAUCACAUACGCCGACGGCAUCGAGAACAACGUGUUAAUGGUGUCCUGACGCUACACACAAAGAAAAAGAACACCCACACUGGGCGAAAAGAUUUCGACCGUCUAGAAAUUGGACGGCUAGGUGUUAAUGUAACGUUUGUAUUCGUGUCAAUGUAACGUUUAUAUUCGUGUUAA